Messenger RNA from Neodiprion fabricii, 7222 nucleotides. RefSeq lists its product as uncharacterized. The transcript is spliced from 8 exons. The record is from RefSeq and is a predicted model, not a curated record. The coding region runs from base 183 to 5594 and encodes 1803 amino acids. NCBI's taxonomy places the organism in Eukaryota, Metazoa, Arthropoda, Insecta, Hymenoptera, Diprionidae.
CCUCCGUUUUUCGUAAACAAAAAUGGCCGCGCCGUAGUUUGAAUUUGUUGUCAGUUUGGCUGUUUAUCGUUAUUAUUUAUUUCAAUAUUAACGUGCUGGUUGCUAAAUUAAUAAUUGCCUCGUAAUGCAUUUAUGGGAUAUUGUUGUUGCAUACCAAUAAUAUAAUAUUCUGAGCUAAAACAAUGGAACAUCAAAGAAAGGUUCAAAAAUGGAUAGACUUGAUUCUGGCUGAUAAAUUAGAAAGUGUGGCAAGUGAAAUAAAGAAGCUGUCAGAAUGGGAUCUCGAUCCAAAAUUGAACAAGAUCAUCUUCAAAGCUCUGCUAUGUCUGUCACACUCAGCAGAACGGUUGCAACCUCUAGACAUCCAAAACGGGAAAAGAAUAUUUACAAUAGCAGAUGAGUUAUGCUAUGCUCUGAUAGAAGUACCAGAUUUCAUAAAGUAUUUCUCUAGCCUGUAUUACGUCGCUCGAAAAUUAAUCAUCAUGAAGUUGUAUAAUAAGGCUAUGAAUAUUAUAGUAUGGUCUUUCGCUGGAAACAUUGUUUACGGUUUGACCCCUCAGGAAUUAGACGUUUACCCAAAAAUUGCGAGUUUGUGGCGUGAUGCUGCAGUCAAAGUGACCGGAACUACGCCACCCUGCAACCUCAACAAAGCUGACUACCAGCUGUUAUUAGAUUUAAUAAAUAACGAGUUGAGGGUACUGGAAGUUAUAGUUAAGGAACGUACCAUGUUUGUCUUGUGCAGAACGUUUCGCUACCUAAAAAAUCUUGAUAUUCUACUCGGACAGUUUGAAUACAACAGUAAUCAGAACCAUCGUAGUAUUAUAAGGAGCUUUUUAGCUAGGAUUAAUGUAGGUCUGACAGGCGAAGGAAAGUAUGACGUUUACAAAGACGCUCUACGUUUCAUAAAUUCCGCUACCGCUCUUGCCAUUACCUCACCGCAGACGGUAAAUGCUCCCACAGUCUUAGCAGAUAGCUGUUCAAUCGUUGAGACCACUUUAAGCGCAGAUCCAGAACUAUCCUGUUGCAUUUUACUCUAUAGAAAUAUGGGAAUGAUACUGUUGAAGUCUAUAAGUAACUCAAAAGAAUUAUCGCAUUGGGAACUUUCAAAACUCAGGAAAGAAACUCUGAACAGUAUUCAGAUGUAUCAAGACAGCAAGGGAGCCACAUUAAAUAUGCAAAUGAUAGACUCCAUUCUACAGCCUGUACUGGUGCACUGGGAGCGUUACAUUGCCGCUAACAAUCAUGAAUUUCUAAAGGCCCCAACAAUGCAGGAAAUUCUUGGGCUAAUACAGCUCAUGUUUACUGUUUUAAACUCGAGCUGGUCAGACGGUUGCGAGGUGUGUCGUGAGAAUAAUUGUGCAAUGCGGGCAAGUACGCAUACAGUCACCGUGGUCAGCAUGAAGUGCUUGGCUACCCUCUCCAAAAUACCUGCCAAUGAUUUGCUCAGCAGUAUAUUUCCAUUCGUGCAAGAACUGCUCGAAGAAACUGUCGCGGCAAUAUUUGACAUGAAGCAGUUUAAUUGCGCGCAAUGGUAUCCUCUCUGGAAUAAUUGUGCGAUACAUAUCUACAACCUAAGCGUAAGCUGUCACAAAGUGUUGUACGAAGAGAGUGUGUACCUCUUCUCCCUUCUGUGCUCUGCUAUUGUUAAAUUUGACGGGCUCAAAUCCUCAAACAGCUUGCUAUCCAUGAAGAAUCCUCUAUCCUAUGUCCUCCACCGGCUCUGUAGCGUUCACUAUAAUCAUGGAAGUUACAGAGAAGCAUUGACACUGUGUGCCUUGAACGGGCUACUGAGUUACCAGAAUGCCGACAGCAAAGCAUUUCGCAUGUGGGCGAGCAUAAAGCACACAUGUGCAACAUCAUCGGACAUCUUAUCAUUGACCAUGCUCACUUGUCUGAGAGAAGACACUGACUCUUUUUCCUUGAUUGGGAUUAAAGUGAGGCUGGACGAUUAUGAUCUGAAUGAACUUUGUAUACAGGAGUUGAGGGGCUUGCUAGAGGGACGGUGCAAUAUGUCCCUCUCUAUGCAAGCCACGCUCGAAGAGUUGGAAAGUCUCAAUUCUGGGGGACUGGUGUACGCUCAAGGGGUUCAAAUGCUGGGCUACCAUAUGCUCCAAUAUCAGUAUGACCAGAAUUUUACCAAGUACUUGAAGCGGGCGAUCAUAAAGUUGAAAGAGGACAAAACUGCCAGCAAUUUACACCUUGUGACUGCUGCCAAUCUUGACUUUUACACUUUUGUAGUUAAUCUGCAUGAUAUCAUAGAUCAUACAAAAGCCGAGAUGCAAACAACUAAGUUUGCACUGCGCGCCGCCAAAUCAGCAUCUCCUGAAGGAGAGCCCAACAAAAGUGACACCGUUGUACCUGCGUACACUAAGAUCAAUAUUGUAGAGGAUUCUCAACUUUUCGUCAACUUAAACCAGGCCUUGAGCAAUUGGAGCCUUUGCAUUGAAAACAAUGUGAAUAACCCCAUUGAAGAAUGGCAUUUGCUCAUGAUGUUGCGCACCCUGGUGAUUGUUGGGGAAUUCUGUCGAUUGCAUCAUUUUUCAAUGUUGGAGGGUAAAGCGUGGAAUCUGGCUUACAAACUUGCUUCUAACUUGAAAGAUGCUAGUACUUGUCUUUAUGUGGUGGGACGAAGUAUUUCCCUAUGGAAUGUCAACAAUGACUGGAUUAAAACUGGGAAUGAAUUGAUGACCGAAUUACAAACCUCCUCUGAGCCUGAAAGUAACGACGCCAUCGCAUUCUUUUGUCUUGGUUUGUCAAAAUUUUACUUUGAAAUUGGCAAGUACGAAGAAGGGGCCAAAAUUUUAGACAGAACUGUGACACUCCCGAGUGUCCAUCAUCUCAAAAAUGUUCAGCUCUUUUUAUUGAGCAUGAAAACCGCCCUUCAGAAUUAUCCAUUUUGCUCGAAUGAUACUAGGUGCCAAAAACAAAUGACUUAUCUUGUCAAAUGCCUGUAUUCCUUGUUGGUUCUAAUGGAAUAUUCACCACAACCCAGGGCGGGGGUUAAGAAAAAGCAGCUAUACACUUCUGAGAUUCUUCUUACGUGUACAGCGCAUCUGUCGCUGUGUAUGAACAGCCUGUUGUCAUUCAAGGAGAUUUCAUCCCACCUUACUAAUCGACUGAAGUUAGCUCAGUCCUCGGGGCUUACGCUGCGUGUUGCAGAGUGUCUUAAGAAUUUAUGCUAUAUCGACCUGUCACGCAUGCAGUUGGAUGACUGCCUUGUCAAACUGCAAGGCUUGGAGUACAUUCUUGAUAUUGAACACAUUAAGGAAUCCCAGAACACAAAAAACCCCGAGACCCUGACGACGGGACUAAAUAAACCAGGCUGCAGAGAUUCUCGCGUCAAUGAUUCUUCCCCUGUCUUCAGGAAGACGGUUUUUAAGCAACCAAAAUUUUUGGAGCAUAUUAACUGCCUCUGUUACAAAUGCAGCAGCGUUUGUUACCAGCACCUUGUACUCGCCAGUACGCACAUCAGGGCACAACUAUACUUUUUGCAGGGAUACCUUAACGAAGCCAUGUCUCACUUCGGUGGGGCUUUUGUACUGCAAAGAAAGAUGCUGCAGUUCAAACAUCGUGACAAAUUUGCUUGGCAAAAUGUACCAGAGAGUGACAGCGUGAAACAACACCCUUGGAAGUGCUAUUACAACGCAGUCGAGCAUGUUCUAUUUCUUAUCAACUUCAGUCGGUUCAUAAGAGAAUUGGAAUUCGAUGAUAGGCAGGAUGGAAUGAGCGUCGCUUUGCAAGCUGUUAAUAUUUGCGAAAGAUUUCAUCUCCAAAGUCAUCCCGUUUACGUAUCUGCCAAAGAAAUGGUGUUCGAAUACCAGUUCUGCAACAUGUUCCAAGAUUCUGCUGACUUUGAUAAGUUCACAGUACCUGACCCAAGCAGCAUCGAUGUAAAUAAAUACAUCUGCACAAGCAGCAAUAUCGAAUCCUCGAAAAUCACCACGCCAGCCAUGAAGUCACGUGUUAAAAAGCCGAGAACAAUACGUCGCAACAAGACUCCACCUUUGCUGAAGUUGACCAAAGUAAGCAUCGACCUCGACGAAUACGUGGAUGUGUCUCAAUCACCCAAGUCGUCCAGACAGGGACCAAAAGCAUCUCGCGAUCACGCGUUUCCCACGUCUGUGAGGAGGAAAAAUUUGGAAAAAUAUUUAGACACCGCAUCUGAUAUCGGCAAUCCAAAAACGAACGAAGGAUCCAUUCCAGGAUAUACGGAGGAAAGCAUGAAUGAUAAAAGGAGUUCAUGGAUAAAUAGCAUCGCAACUUUGCUAUCCGCACCCUUUUCCGAGCGAGUAGCGCAAAUUCUUGUCCAACCAAAAUUGAGCGAAGUAGAGAUGAUUGAGCGGUUAGUUGAACUUGUUAAAAAGCAAAGAAAGAAUGAUGACUUAAAUACUGGAUCCUUAAAUUUUGGGCACCAAUCCGGCGAUAAAAAUUAUCACAAAAAUUCUUACUUAUCAAUUAAAGAUGAGAAAACGUUUGCCCAAAUAAUCAACCUGACUGCUUUCCUGUUCCCAAGCAUUUCCAAGCAACUAACUGAAAUUCUUGAUGAAACUGGGCUGCAUGGCUCAGACAAAAACGAACGGAUAAUCGAACUAGUAAAACAGCAGAUAGCUGUUGCAGAAUCAAGGAGUGAAUCUUUAGAUAUUAAGUACCUGUGUAAUGGUGAGAAUUCUCAACAAAAUUGUUACUCAUCAAGCACGAAACCGGAUGAUAUGGAGAAACUGGUGAGUUCCUUGACAGAAACACACAUUGGAAUCGAAAAAAUGUCAAAACGCAUUGUUACCAAUGCGCCACGUUUAGAUUCCACUGAUGAAGGAUCAUGGAUGCCUGGUUCCUGCCUGGAAAAGGAGAAGAACAACGAAUCACUGGUGACAAAUCUGUACGAGGAUACACUGUCUGUUGUUAAAAACUUGAGAGUAAAAUUUCAGUUUGCAGAUGAAUCCGAAACAGACACAGAUCAGAUCAAUGGUAAAAUGGACAUGAGGCCUGCGAUGCCUGAGCGUAUUGGGCACAAAGAAAGAUUGAGGUCUUCUGCUAGAGUUGCGAGGUCACGGUCUCAUAACAGUGAUAUUAAACAGAAAAGACAUUUAGAUGACCCGGACGUCGUCUUAUCAAUGAAUGAAGUGUACGAAUCAAAAACGGAAACAUGCGACCUGGAUGAGAGAAAGACGAAAUUCAAAAGCUCAGCUAUAACAAGAAGCAAGAGUCAGCAGGAUAAAUCAGAUUGUGUUACGCCAUUUGAGAUAGAAAAAACGAACGAUUCACGGUUUGACAUCGAAAAUUCCAUAUUGUUGGGAGAGGAGAGCUUGCAGUCAAAUAAUUCUGACCUAAUUCAGACUUCAGACCUCGAGGAACAGGCGAUGAUUGAAAAGCGGAGUAAAAGUAAUGUGCAAACAUGUAGAAUAAGAACUUCGGCCAGAAUUUUAAGAUCCAAGUCUCAAUUGAACGGAACCACAUCAUCGAAUGUGAAAAUUUCGAAUACUACAAGCAGUCUUUCAACAUCAAGUGCUAGUGCAUCGACUGAAAUGACUAAACGAGAAACUUGUAUGCAAAGAAGCAAAACCCUGGCGACGUCUAGAAUAAAGAAGUUCAAAUGAUUUCUCGAUACUGGUAGGUCAGUGUCUAAUCAAGCUAAAAGACGAUUUUCCUAUUGGUAGAGAAUACACCCCAAUAUUAAAAGUGAAUGACAUCCUAUCUGUAUUGAAGUUGGCAUACUAAUUUGAUCCCUUGAUCGCUGAUCAGUUUGAUCGUGAUUGCUCAUAGAUUUUUUAUUAUGUUCAAUUUCAGAAAGUGAAGCUAACAAGCCCAAUCAGUUUAAUCAUAUGUUAUGAAAGCCAAACAAUACACUUAUCAAUUCAAUUUUGUGUGUUAAAACAGUAGAUGUUUAAGUUAUAACUGCAUCAAAGUUUUCCUGUUCUCUACUAAACGGUCAAUGAAAUCUAAAAAUAGCUUUUACUUUUAAUUGAAUGUCACCUUGAUCAUUCGCAUGCUCACAUAUCAAUAAUGAGCUCCGAAUCGAUGUAUAUCACCAAUAUUUGUAAAGCAUUGAUCAAUAAUAAUAAUAAUGAUAACUCUGUAUAAGAUGUCUUUUCAUCACAGGUUGAAAAAAAAAAAUUGUAAGUACAAGUACCGUAUGGAAUUUGUGUGAAAAUAUUUAUUAAAAUAUAAGAUAUAUGUACAUCUGGUGGUAAAUUGGGAGCUGGGUAAAAUGAGCGCAUAAGCUCCUCUGAGUUUGCGACUCUCUUCGUGAGUUACAAGUUACGCAUUCUUAUAACAUAAUAAUAAUAAUUUCAGAUAAAUAGUAACUAAUUUUGUUCCAAUUAAAUACUUAAUAAACUCGAGUCAUAACAUUGUUAUCAUAAUAGCUGUAAAUUUACUUUAGCAUUCCUGAAGAUUUUUUUUUCUCUCUGUUACAACUAAAUAUCACACAAAAUUUUAUCGCCUUGUAGAACAAAGCAAUACAUCGUAAUAGUUCAUACAAUAGUAAUAAAUAAUUCGUUUUUUCACACUGUCUGCUGAGAAGUAAAUUGGUCCUUGCUUCUUUUAGACUAGUAUCUACGUUAUUUGAGAUGAGAUGUGUGAUCAAACAAGUAACUUGUUGAAUAACUUUAGUUUGGAUAAACAAAAAAAAAAAAAAGAAGGAAAUCUAAAUGUAUUAAUCAACAUUUGAAUAGAAAUUACGUAUCGGACCCUUCAUAGUUAGUUUCAAAAACGAUAUGCCAAAAAGCUGCAACACUUUUGGGUAAAAAGAAACAGACCGAACAAUAUUUAAAUAUACAAUGAUACGGCUCAUUAUUUUGACCUUACAUACUCGACAAUUUUCACUGACUUAAAGCAUAUUCUAUCACCGAAGGCAUCACGUAUAUAAUUACUUUUGAACUUGAUCGAGAACAUUACACAUUACUCCUAUAAAUGAAAAAUUAACAACAUAACGAUCCAUAGGAAUUUUCAACAAAAUCCCACUGCAGCUUUUUUACUUUAUUAUAGUAAUCGAUCCUUUCGUGAUCUCAUAAGUUUGAGGCAAGAUAUUAGUAACAACUGCAUGUUACUUGAUUAAUAAAAUCAUCUCUACAGGCCUUUAGACAGGGUUUCACUGUCAAGACUUCCACUGUGUACAUACAACUUAGCUCGUUUGUAGAGUAGCAACAGGUACAUACAAGUCGUCAUACUUUCAUUGUACAAAUUCAUGUUAGAUUAUAUUAAAAUUAAACGUUAAUCAUACAUU